AUGGAUAAAGUGGCCGACGCCAGUCAAAUAAAGCCGAAUCUUGUGCAAGCAGAAUUUGGUGGCUUUGAAUGGCUUCGUGAAGAAGAUCCAUCAACAAUUCCAAAAAUAAACUCAGUAUCACUAAAAAGCAAAAAUGCAGACUCACAACAUCCUUCUAAUCAACAAUAUGAUGAUAGUGAUGUAUGUCCAGUGUGUGGUCAGUACUUUGAUCCGACAGUGUCAUUGAAACAGAAACAAAUACAUGUUGAACAACAUUUCGAAUAA
Molecule: messenger RNA, 264 nt
Organism: Didymodactylos carnosus
Lineage: Eukaryota; Metazoa; Rotifera; Eurotatoria; Philodinida; Philodinidae
Source: the annotation of a GenBank genome assembly